Molecule: messenger RNA, 1155 nt
Organism: Euleptes europaea (tarantolino)
Lineage: Eukaryota; Metazoa; Chordata; Lepidosauria; Squamata; Sphaerodactylidae
Product: gap junction gamma-1 protein-like
Exons: 2
Coding region: 4-1155 (383 amino acids)
Biological process (GO): cell communication
Cellular component (GO): connexin complex
Source: RefSeq, a predicted model, not a curated record
AAGAUGAGCUGGAGUUUCCUGACGCGCCUCCUUGAGGAGAUCAACCAGCAUUCAACUUUUGUGGGGAAAGUGUGGCUCACUGUGCUGAUUGUCUUCCGCAUUGUGCUGACUGCUGUGGGGGGCGAGUCCAUCUACUAUGACGAGCAGAGCAAGUUUGUGUGCAACACCCAGCAGCCAGGCUGUGAGAACGUGUGCUAUGAUGCCUUUGCUCCGCUUUCGCAUGUCCGUUUCUGGAUCUUCCAGAUCAUCUUGAUAUCCAUGCCCUCUGUAAUGUACCUGGGCUUUGCAUUGCACCGACUCUCGCGCCAGCCUCCUCAGAAAAACAGAGUGCCUGUGGUGCGACGUGGCACAGUCCGUGACUAUGAGGAGAAGGAGGACAACGGUGAGGAAGACCCCAUGAUUUUUGAGGAGGUGGAGCCAGAGAAAGAGGUGAAGGCCACCAAGGGCCAGAGACAUGAUGGCCGUCGGCGCAUCAAGGAUGAUGGGCUGAUGACAGCAUAUGUGCUGCAGCUGCUGUGCCGCUCUGCAUUGGAGGUGGGCUUUCUGCUGGGGCAGUAUGUGCUCUACCGCUUUGAGGUGAACCCCUCGUACGUGUGCAGCCGGAGCCCCUGCCCCCACACUGUCGAUUGCUUUGUCUCCCGUCCCACUGAAAAAACAAUCUUCCUCCUCAUCAUGUAUGCUGUGAGCGGCCUUUGUUUGUGUCUCAAUAUCUGUGAGCUGUGCCACCUGGGUGUGGGCGGGAUCCUGGACGCCUUCCGGAGCUCUGGCAAGGAUACCAGUGCGGCUCCCAGGCACCCCUACGGCCAAAAGGAUCCCAGCGCACCCCCUACUUACCAUUCUCUCAAGAAGGAGUCCUCAAAGAGCCAGCUAGCCAAGGACAAACUGGCCUAUGGUGGAGAGAGCUUGGCUGGCGGGGCGACGGAACGCUACACUGUUCCACCAGGCCUCCCGAGCCAUGAACUGGAACGGCUGCGGAAGCACCUGAGGAUGGCGCAGGAGCACCUGGAAAUGGCCUUUCGCCUCCAGCCGCUGGACACUGCCAGCCCCUCGCGUAGCGGCAGCCCCGAGUCAAACGGCCUGGCUGCCGAACAGAACCGUCUCAACUUGGCACAUGAGAAGGAAGGAGCAGCCUGUGAGCGAACGACUGGUCUCUGA